Molecule: messenger RNA, 2076 nt
Organism: Cynocephalus volans (Philippine flying lemur)
Lineage: Eukaryota; Metazoa; Chordata; Mammalia; Dermoptera; Cynocephalidae
Gene: EPB42
Product: erythrocyte membrane protein band 4.2
Exons: 13
Coding region: 1-2076 (691 amino acids)
Biological process (GO): peptide cross-linking
Molecular function (GO): protein-glutamine gamma-glutamyltransferase activity
Source: RefSeq, a predicted model, not a curated record
AUGGGACAGGCCCUGGGUAUCAAGAGCUGUGACUUCCAGACAGCAAGAAACAAUGAGGAGCACCACACAAACGCCAUCAGCUCCCAGCGCCUCAUCGUGAGGAGGGGACAGCCCUUCAGCGUCGUCCUGCACUUCCGUGCUCCAGUCCGCACAUUUCUACCUACUCUGAAGAAGGUGGCCCUCAUUGCACAAACUGGAGAGCAGCCUUCCAAGACCAACAAGACCCAAGCCACAUUCCCAAUCUCCAGUUUGGGGGACCGAAAGUGGUGGAGUGCAGUGGUGGAGAAGAGAGAUGCCCAGUCCUGGACCAUCUCUAUGACCACACCUGCAGAUGCUGUCAUUGGCCACUACUCGCUCCUGCUGCAGGUCUCAGGAAGGAAGGAACACCUCUUGGGCCAGUUCACACUGCUCUUUAACCCCUGGAGUAGAGAGGAUGCUGUGUUUCUGGAGAAUGAAGCUGAACGCAGGGAGUAUUUGUUGAACCAGGAUGGCCUCAUUUACCUGGGCACCGCUGACUGCAUCCAGGAAGAGCCCUGGGACUUUGGCCAGUUUGAGGGCGAUGUCGUGAACCUCAGCUUGCGCUUGCUGAGCAUGGACAAGGAGGUGGAGGAGUGGAGCCGGCCCGUGCACGUGGCCCGUGUGUUGGGCGCCUUGCUGCAUGCUCUCAAGGAGAGGAGUGUCCUGCCCACCCCACAGACCCAGUCUGCUCAGGAAGGGGCCUUGCUGAACAAGCGCCGGGGCAGCGUGCCCAUCCUGCGGCAAUGGCUCACUGGCCAAGGGCGGCCGGUGCAUGAGGGCCAGGCCUGGGUGUUGGCCGCUGUUGCUUGCACAGUGCUGCGCUGCCUGGGAAUCCCUGCCCGCGUUGUUACCACGUUCUCCUCAGCCCAGGGAACCGGUGGGGGCCUGCUUGUAGAUGAGUACUACAGUGAGGAGGGGUUUCUGAACGGAGAAGGCCAGAGAGGCAGAAUCUGGAUCUUCCAGACUUCCACAGAGUGCUGGAUGACCCAGCCUGAUUUGCCCCAGGGUUAUGAUGGAUGGCAGAUUCUAUAUUCAAGAGCUCCUAAUGGAAGUGGAGUCCUGGGGUCCUGUGAUCUGGUCCCAGUCAGAGCAGUCAAGGAGGGGACACUGGAGCUGAGCCCUGCAGUAUCAGAUCUCUUUGCUGCAGUAAAUGCCUCGUGUGUGGUCUGGAAGUGCUGUGAGGAUGGGUCACUGGAGCUGACUGACUCCAACACAAAGUAUGUUGGCAAUAACAUUAGCACCAAGGGUGUGGGCAGUGACCGCUGUGAGGACAUCACUCAGAACUACAAGUAUCCUGAAGGAUCUCUUCAAGAAAAAGAAGUGCUGGAGAGAGUCCAGAAACAGAGAAUGGAACUCAGGAAAGACAAUGGCAUCCAUCCUCCCAGUCUUGAGUCUGCUGAUCCUUUGUACCUAUUCUUGGAAGCCCCUAGCUCCCUUCCCCUGAGAGGGGAUGCACAGCUCUCAGUGACCUUGGUUAACCCCAGCAACCAGGAGAAGUUGGUGCAGCUGGCAAUUGGGGUCCAGGCUGUGUCCUACAAUGGUGUCCUUGCUGCUGAGCUCUGGAAGGAGAAGCUGCCCCUCACACUCAGCUCCAACCAAGUUAAGAGAAUAACCACCAGCCUGUCCUUCUCCUAUUUUGAGCGAAACCCACCUGAGAACUGCUUCCUCAGACUCACUGCCAUGGCAACGCACUCUGAGUCCAGCCUUAGCUGCUUUGCUCAGGAAGACAUCGCCAUUCGUAGACCACAUCUUUCUAUCGAGAUGCCAGACGAAGCAGAGCAAUAUCGACCUCUCACGGCCUUGGUCAGUAUCCAUAACUCCCUAGAUGCUCCCAUGAAGGAUUGUGUGAUCUCCAUCCUUGGAAGAGGGCUCAUUCACAGAGAGAGGAGCUACAGAUUAAGUUCAGUGUGGCCUGGAAACACCUUGUGCACCCAGUUCCAGUUCACGCCAACACACAUAGGACUCCAGAGGCUCACUGUUGAAAUGGACUGCAACAUGUUCCAGAACCUAAACAGCCACAGAAGUGUCACUGUGAUCGCCCCUAAACUUUCAGCUUAA